GAAGGUUGUGAGUCUGCGCAGUGCGGCUCAGUGUGUUCGGUUACCAAGGAGAAAGCGGCGGAGCGACGGAGGGAGCGGAGUGUGAACAUAAACAGAGCGGCCGCACCGCGACCCUUCCCGGCCUCCCCCCCCCCCAAAAAAAAACACACACGCACACACACACACAGAGGGCACCCCAUCGCCCCGGCAUGAAGCAGCUUGGCAGAAGAUGGCAGAAUUGCAUUUGAGGAGAUUAUGAUUGUGCAUUAAAACCUUGGCCAAAAAAUGGAUUCUUUCAUAACCAAGAGAGACAUCUGGUGGCUGUUUAAAUAAGGACUGUAGCAACAAACCUUGUUAAAAGCGAAGACUUAUUGAACACGUAUUCUGAGUACUGAACUGUGGAUUGUAAUUGAGAGAAAAAUGAACCGAUACACAACCCUUAAACAGCUUGGCGAUGGCACUUAUGGCAGUGUUCUUAUGGGAAAGAGCAAUGAAUCUGGGGAACUGGUGGCAAUCAAGAGGAUGAAGAGGAAAUUCUACUCCUGGGAAGAAUGCAUGAAUUUGAGGGAAGUUAAGUCAUUGAAGAAGCUAAACCACGCAAAUGUUAUCAAGUUGAAAGAAGUUAUAAGGGAAAAUGACCAUCUUUACUUUGUUUUUGAAUACAUGAAAGAAAACCUGUAUCAGCUAAUGAAAGACAGAAACAAGUUGUUUCCCGAAUCAAUCAUUAGGAACAUAAUGUAUCAAAUAAUACAAGGGCUAGCUUUUAUCCAUAAGCACGGAUUUUUUCAUCGUGAUAUGAAGCCUGAAAACUUGCUCUGCAUGGGUCCUGAACUUGUUAAAAUAGCAGAUUUUGGCUUAGCCAGAGAGAUUAGAUCACGACCACCUUAUACGGACUAUGUAUCAACACGUUGGUAUCGUGCUCCUGAAGUGCUAUUGCGGUCGUCCAUCUAUAGUUCUCCAAUUGAUAUAUGGGCAGUGGGUUGUAUAAUGGCUGAGCUGUACACACUGAGACCACUUUUUCCAGGAACAAGUGAAGUGGAUGAAAUCUUCAAGAUUUGCCAAGUGCUGGGCACACCAAAGAAGAUCGAUUGGACAGAGGGUUACCAGCUGGCAGGUGCAAUGAACUUCCGCUUCCCCCAGUGUGUACCCACUAAUCUGAAGACAUUAAUUCCUAAUGCCAGUAAUGAAGCAACACAGGUAAUGAAAGACAUGCUUCAAUGGGAUCCCAAGAAAAGGCCAACUGCCACUCAGGCACUUCGAUAUUCUUACUUUCAAGUGGGCCAAGCUUUAGGCCCUCCAACACAGUGUUUACAGCAGCAGCCAUUACAGAAUAAACCAGUUCAGCGGGUGGAGCCCAAGGAAGUAACUUUACCCAAGUCUGAGCUUCAGGCUCAGCCUCAGUCUGCACCUCAAUCUCCACUUCAAACUCAGUCUCUGCCUCCACCGUCAUCUCAACCUCUGUCAAAAGGUAUCCAUCAGCCACUUCAACAGAUUCAACUGCCGCAGCAGAAUUCCACCCUCCAAGUCCCCCUGAAAGAGACUCAGAAAUUACAACAGGCCAUCCUUCCCUCCAUCAAUAACAAUGCUCUUGUGAAACUAGCAGAAGGGAAUGAGAACAAUAUUACUGGUUUCAAAAGUGGCCGACGGCGCUGGGGUCAGACAGUACUGAAAACAGUGGACAGUUGGGAUGAUUUUGAUGAUUCGGACUUUGGCGCAUCUUUCUCAAAAAAGCCCAGCAUGACAUCAGUGAAGGAAAUAACCAAUGAAGAUCUGCUGAAGAGUGUAGCAUCGCAAAGAUUGCAAAACCAGUAUGGCAGAGGAAACAAAACUGUUCCAAACACCACUCUAACCCGAUUGGAUUCUGGAUUAUCUACAUCUUCAGCAAGGCAACAUUAUUUGAGGCAGUCAAGGUACCUUCCUGGAGUAAAUCCCAAGAAUGUAUCAGUUGGUGGAACAAAUAAAGAUACUUUACAGAACUUGGGUAAUGCAACAGGUUACCUCAGCCGAGCCCUCGGGGAUGUUUGUGGAGAGCCUCCUAUUACCCAAGCUGAAGCAGGUGAAGAAAAAUCUGAAGUAAGCGAGAACAUUGCAGAAAAAUCACAGAUGUCCAGUUUUACAUCUCAAGCUAGUCAAGGAAAGAUAGGAGGAUUUAGUGGCUCAAAUUAUUACACGACUGGAGGGUAUAUUCCAUCCUUUCUUAAGAAGGAAGUUGGCUCAGCAGGACAAAGAGUUCAGCUUGCACCUAUUGGAGGGCCUACAUCUAAUUUGCUUCUCAGCAAUGAGGUUAAAACUGACAAACUCAAAUCAGCCAGGCUUAAAACAAUAAGCCAAAAGUCAACAGCUGAAGUUAACUCAGACUAUGAUGCUUGGAAAACCAAACCAACCCGAUCCCAGUUACCAGGGCCCAGCUAUAAUCCAGCUACCAAAAAUUCUGCUGGUCUCCUAGCUCGUCCACCACCCAUUCAAUCAGUGCAUGGAAGGACUGAUUGGGCAACUAAGUAUGGUGGCCAUAGAUAGCUGCCACUCUGUCAACAUCACGUGCCAUCAUACCUUACUGACUUCCUGUAAACCAGGAGCUGUUUUUCAGGUCUACAGUGUAUCCUGUGCUGAAUGGAAUACUACUGGACAAACUUAUCCCAAGUGGACACCUCCUAUAAUCUUCAAUGAGCUUCAUUUUACAAUCAACUCUUUUUCAAUGGCCUUAUUUCUGUUAACUAAUCACUAAUAAGAUUAUUUUCCGUUUUAAGGUCAGCUUUACCUUUGAUGAAACCAAGAUGGUGUUGUCAAGGUUCAAGAUAAAAUGGAGCUUGAUGUAAUGGAGCUCAUUUACAUUUUUGUCAUUUGUUUCUUCUUUUAGAAUGACUGAAGAUCUGUUUUUUUUCUAU
This is a messenger RNA of Callorhinchus milii (elephant shark), 2864 nucleotides long. RefSeq names its product male germ cell-associated kinase (gene mak). Gene Ontology annotation, biological process: protein phosphorylation; intracellular signal transduction; cilium assembly. NCBI's taxonomy places the organism in Eukaryota, Metazoa, Chordata, Chondrichthyes, Chimaeriformes, Callorhinchidae. Bases 400 to 2496 code for a protein of 698 amino acids. Gene Ontology annotation, molecular function: ATP binding; protein serine/threonine kinase activity. Gene Ontology annotation, cellular component: nucleus; cilium; cytoplasm. The record is from RefSeq and is a predicted model, not a curated record. The transcript has 16 exons.